Parastagonospora nodorum SN15 is the source of this 915-nucleotide messenger RNA. RefSeq lists its product as hypothetical. Lineage: Eukaryota; Fungi; Ascomycota; Dothideomycetes; Pleosporales; Phaeosphaeriaceae. Bases 1 to 915 code for a protein of 304 amino acids. Gene Ontology annotation, molecular function: 3'-5'-DNA exonuclease activity. The transcript has 4 exons. Gene Ontology annotation, cellular component: cytosol. The record is from RefSeq and is a predicted model, not a curated record.
AUGUUGGUCCGCAAAGCAUCCGCUACCAUAUGUAGACCCACUGAUAGCAACCAGAUCGGUAUCAACUUCACUGACCCAGUCUUUCGAGGCGAAUACCAUGGCACCCAACGCCAUGAGAACGAUUUCGAAGACGUCAUCCAACGCGCCUUAGAUGCUGGCUGCAAGAAGUUUAUGAUCACUGGCUCCGAUCUGGAUGAAUCGAAACACGCCAUCGAAAUCUCAAAAGCACAUCCAGGUCGAUGCUACGCUACUGUUGGCGUGCACCCAUGUUCCGCGAAAUUGUUCGACUCGUACCCUGGUGGACCUUCUGAAUUGCUUUCUGCGUUACGCAAGCUUGCACUAGAAGCGAAAGAGGCUGGCUAUGCUGUUGCUUUUGGAGAGGUCGGGCUAGAUUACGAUCGUUUGUUUCUGACGCCGAAGGAGCAGCAGCUCAAGUACUUUGAAGCACAGCUUGAGAUUGCUGUCGAGGUGCAGCUGCCACUAUUUUUACACUCACGAGCUGCGAGCGAGGAUUUUGAGCGACUACUCAAGGCCAAGCUGGAGCAGUUGCCGAAGCGCGGUCUGGUGCAUAGUUUCACAGGCACUGUAGAGGAAAUGCAGAGCCUGGUCGACUUGGGAUUCGAUAUUGGUAUUGAGACAGACGGACCUUGGUGCGAGAUGCGUCCAAGUCAUGCAUCAGCAAAGUAUCUCAAAGAUGCUCCGCCUCUUCCCAAGUCAGUUAAGAAGGAGAAGUUUUCGAAGGGUCUCAUGGUGAAGGGAAGGAACGAGUCUGCCACGAUACCCCAUGUCGCAUACGCGAUUGCUAAGAUCAAAGACGUCACUGUGGACGAAGUAUGCGAAGCCGCAUGGAAUAAUUCGAUCAUAAUGUUCGGGCUGGGCGAGUCGUCUCCAAAGGAGAGCUAUGUGUCAGCUUGA